AUGUCGAGGCCAACCGUCACCGUCGUCUCCGCCAAGGGCGAGGUCACCAAGGACACCGUCCCCGUGCCCAAUGUCUUCAAGGCACCCAUCCGCCCUGACAUCGUCCACGCGGUGCACACUGGCAUGAACAAGAAUCGCCGCCAGCCAUACGCUGUCUCCGAGAAGGCUGGUCACCAGACUUCUGCCGAGUCCUGGGGUACCGGUCGCGCUGUGGCCCGUAUUCCCCGUGUCUCUGGUGGAGGUACUCACCGUGCCGGUCAGGCUGCGUUCGGUAACAUGUGCCGCUCCGGUCGCAUGUUCGCUCCCACCAAAGUCUGGCGCAAGUGGCACCAGAAGAUCAACCUGAACCAGAAGCGUUUCGCUACCGCGUCUGCGCUCGCUGCUUCAGGAAGCCCUGCUCUUCUCCUUGCCCGCGGUCACGCCAUCAGCACCGUCCCUGAGGUUCCUCUCGUCAUCUCAUCGACUGCUUUCGCCGAUGCCGCCAUCAAGAAGACCUCCGCCGCUGUCGCUCUGCUGAAGGCUGUCGGUGCUGGUGCCGAUGUCGAGAAGGCCCGCAACACACGCAAGGUCCGCGCUGGUAAGGGUAAGCUCCGUGGCCGCCGUCACACUCAGCGCCGCGGACCCCUCGUCAUCUACAACCCCGAGGAGGAUGGCAAGGAGCUCGUCCUUGCUUUCCGCAACAUCCCAGGUGUCGAGACCUCAUCCGUCUACUCCCUGAACCUCCUCCAGCUCGCCCCUGGUGGCCACCUCGGUCGCUUCAUCGUCUGGACCUCAUCCGCUUUCAGCGCUCUCGACAAGGUCUACGGAUCCACUGCUGAGCCCUCAGCGCUCAAGAAGGACUACCUCCUGCCCUCCACCAUGAUGAGCCAGCCCGACCUCAGCAAGAUCAUCAACUCCAGCGACGUCCAGAAGGUCCUCCGCCCCGUCCGUGGCGGAGCCGUCUCCAAGCGUGGUGUCGUACAAAAGAAGAACCCGCUCAAGAACUUCCAGGUGCAGCUCCGCCUCAACCCAUACGCUGCUACUUUCUCCAAGGAGAAGCUCGGCCAGAAGAAGCUCGAGCAGGGCAAGCCCGAGUAUGCCACCGAGACCUUCCACGAGCUUAUGCACGAGAACUAG
Molecule: messenger RNA, 1116 nt
Organism: Alternaria hordeiaustralica
Lineage: Eukaryota; Fungi; Ascomycota; Dothideomycetes; Pleosporales; Pleosporaceae
Exons: 3
Coding region: 1-1116 (371 amino acids)
Biological process (GO): translation
Cellular component (GO): ribosome; cytosolic large ribosomal subunit
Molecular function (GO): RNA binding; structural constituent of ribosome
Source: RefSeq, a predicted model, not a curated record